UAGAUCGGAAUUUAUCAUUUAUCUCCUACCCCAAACAACCGACAUAAUGACCCUAGCAGGAAGCUGCAUGUGCGGUGCAAUUGCAUACGCCUCUGACUCCGAGCCUCUUGUGACAGCUUUGUGCCACUGUGUUGAUUGUCAGAAGUGGACCGGUGGCGCAUUCACGUCCAACGUGAUCGUUCCCCGGAAUUCUUUCAAAGUGACAAAAGGAGAACCCUCGUUCUAUGACGUCACUGGAGCCUCGGGCAAAAACAACCGGCAUUUCUUCUGUAGCAAGUGUGGGUCUAGUCUGUUCACAGAAUUAGAUCUCAUGGCCGACAAGACUGUCAUCAAGGCCGGUACUUUGGAUGGUGGCGAAGCGAACUUGCGGAACAAGGUCGAUGUCGAGUUCUAUACUAAAGACCGGGCGUCAUAUCUCUGUGCUGUGCAGGGCGCCAAGCAGGAGCCACUUCUGGGCUGAUUAGUUUGAGGCAGCUUCCCCUGAAGCAGGGCGAUUAGGACGUGACUGCAAGGCACUCCUACAUAAUGAUAACGACCGCUGGGAUGAGUAUGACUUGGACAUUUGGUGGCCAUGUGUAUCUUAUAAUGGCAUGUAGUAGUAAGCACGGUGUUGGUGGGGUUGUGGUGUUGAAGAUACCAUGCAUUGAGGGAGGGGUUUAACAGCACAUAUGGAAUACCACAUUCUGUUAGUCAAC
This is a messenger RNA of Aspergillus caelatus, 695 nucleotides long. RefSeq names its product GFA family protein. The record is from RefSeq and is a predicted model, not a curated record. Lineage: Eukaryota; Fungi; Ascomycota; Eurotiomycetes; Eurotiales; Aspergillaceae. Gene Ontology annotation, molecular function: carbon-sulfur lyase activity. Bases 47 to 460 code for a protein of 137 amino acids. The transcript is spliced from 4 exons.